Alnus glutinosa is the source of this 795-nucleotide messenger RNA. RefSeq lists its product as uncharacterized. Gene Ontology annotation, biological process: guard cell differentiation; stomatal complex development. Bases 228 to 605 code for a protein of 125 amino acids. NCBI's taxonomy places the organism in Eukaryota, Viridiplantae, Streptophyta, Magnoliopsida, Fagales, Betulaceae. The record is from RefSeq and is a predicted model, not a curated record. The transcript is spliced from 2 exons.
UUUCAUGUGACCUUCUCUUAUCACUCACAGACCUUGCCUGUGAUUUGCUUCAAUACCGUCUGCUUUCAAGCUCCCCUUUAAAUAUACAGCUACUCCUCUCCUCUUCCCUUCACAAUAUCGUUCUCGAUCGAUCUCAAGCUUUUAAUUUCUUGCUCAAGAAAAACACACACCCAAAAAAAAAAAAAAACACAAACACAAACACAAACAAAAAGAGAAAGAUCAUCGACAUGAAGGGUUUUGUUUGUGCUUCUGUACUUGUCAUCGUUCUCCUUUUUGUUCCAGAAGUUAUGUCCCUGAGGCACGUUGGCCGGCGACACUCACGUGGUCAUGAGAGCCAUACCCACGACAAAGAACCUAAAGCAAAAGAAGGGUUGGUGGGAAAACCCAACUUGUACUCGGAAAGAAGGCCAAUAUUGAAGCGAAAGGGACCCGAUACGCUCCAAAUUGCAGGGUCAAGCUUGCCCGAUUGCUCUCACGCUUGUGGCUCAUGCUCACCAUGUCGACUAGUCAUGGUGAGCUUCGUUUGUGCAUCGCUUGAAGAGGCUGAGACAUGUCCCAUGGCUUACAAGUGCAUGUGUAAUAACAAGUCUUAUCCCGUUCCAUGAAUCUUGGUUAAUCCAUUCAACCAAAUGUAACAUUAUAGUCCUCAUUUUUUUUUUUUUCUUCCUUUUUAACUUUUCCUUUUUUGAGCCCCUCCAAUUAGAGCAGCCUAGGCCUUGCAAGGUAGCUUGUAAUCAGAUAGUUUCUGCUUGGUGAGUUGUUUAUCUAAAUUAACAAAAUUCUAGCUUUCAAGUA